CCAAUCCCUUCUCUUCUCUCAAUUAUUCUCACAAAGCUUUUUUUCAAAAAAAAAAAGACUUAACUCGAAAGCUUCCGAGUUUCAACUCUCUCCGAUCGAUCUGAGCUUGAGUUGCAGAGAGGAAGAAGAAGAAGAUGGGUUGUGCUCAAUCCAAGAUCGAGAACGAAGAAGCCGUCACUCGUUGCAAAGAGCGAAAACAGUUCAUGAAAGAUGCCGUCUCCAAUCGUAACGCUUUCGCCGCCGCACACUCAGCUUACGCCAUGGCUCUUAAAAACACCGGAGCUGCUCUCUCCGAUUACUCUCACGGCGAAUUUCUAGUAUCCGGUCACUCUUCUUCAUCCGCCGCCGCAAUCGCUUCUUCUUCCUCAGUUCCCACCGGCGUAUCUCCUCAAUCCCCUUCUUCCGCCGCCGCAAUUUCUAAUUCCGCCGCUUCUUCUUCCUCCGCAUCCGCCGCGAUUCCUCAGCCUAUGCCCGAUACUCUCCCACCACCUCCCCCUCCUCCACCGCUUCCUCUCCAGCGAGCUGCUACCAUGCCGGAGAUGAACGGUAGAUCCGGUGGUCCGUCUGGGAAAGGACUCAACGGGACAAUAAUUGAGGAAGACGGAACCCUAGACGAUGACGAUGACUCCGAAUUGGAGAAUCAUGACCGUUUGGUUAGGAAAUCGAAAAGCCGUGGAGGCAGCAGUAGAGGUAGGACGAUGAUUGAGGAUCACCAGGAAGCGCCGCCUCCUCCUCCGCCGCAAUCCAUGACGGCGAAUUCAAGGCCGAUUCCGCCGCCACGUCAGCACCACCAUCAACAACAGCAACAACAGGAACCUUUCUUCGAUUAUUUCUUCCCCAAUGUUGACAACAUGCCUGGAACCACUUUAGAGGACACUCCUCCUCCUCCUCCACAGCCACAACCACAGGCUAAACCUGCGCCUCCUCAACCAGCUUCACCAUCCACAGAGGAAGACGAAGAAGAGGAGGAGGAUGAGGAGGAGGAAGAAGAGGAGACGGUGGUUGAACGGAAACAGCCGGUGGAGGAAAGGCCGAAGAGAGUGGAGGAAGCGAGUGUGGAGUUGGAUAAAGCUGCUAAUUUUAGAGGGAUGAAGAAGAGCAAAGGGAUGGCCAUCGCCGGAGAGAGGAGAGGAGGGAGACAAGUAACGACUAAUCUAGCGAAUGUAUUCAAUGAGCUUGAUGAUAGUUUCUUGAAAGCUUCUGAAAGUGCUCAUGAGGUUUCCAAGAUGCUUGAAGCUACUAGGCUCCAUUACCACUCUAAUUUUGCAGAUAACCGAGGCCAUAUUGAUCACUCUGCUAGAGUGAUGCGUGUAAUUACAUGGAAUAGAUCGUUUAGAGGAUUACCAAAUGCUGAUGUUAGUAAGGAUGAUUUCGAUAACGAAGAAAACGAAACUCAUGCUACUGUUCUUGAUAAAUUGCUUGCAUGGGAAAAGAAGCUCUACGACGAAGUCAAGGCCGGUGAACUCAUGAAAAUCGAGUACCAGAAAAAGGUUGCUCAUUUAAAUCGGGUAAAGAAGCGAGGUGGCCACUCGGAUUCAUUAGAGAGAGCCAAAGCAGCAGUUAGUCAGUUGCAUACAAGGUACAUAGUUGACAUGCAAUCCAUGGACUCCACAGUUUCAGAGAUCAAUCGUCUUCGGGAUGAACAACUAUACGUAAAGCUCGUUCACCUCGUCGAGGCGAUGGCGAAGAUGUGGGAGAUGAUGCAAAUGCAUCAUCAAAGACAAGCCGAGAUCUCAAAGGUUUUGAAAUCACUAGACGUUUCUCAAGCGGUGAAAGAAACAAACGACCAUCAUCACGAACGCACAAUCCAGCUCUUGGCCGUGGUUCAAGAAUGGCACACACAGUUUUGCAGGAUGAUUGAUCAUCAGAAAGCAUACAUAAAAUCACUAGGCGGAUGGCUAAAGCUAAAUCUCAUCCCUAUCGAAAGCACACUCAAGGAGAAAGUAUCUUCACCUCCUCGAGUUCCAAAUCCCGCAAUCCAAAAGCUCCUCCACAUUUGGUACGACCGUUUAGACAAGAUCCCUGACGAAAUGGCGAGAACCGCAAUAAUCAACUUCGCUGCGGUUAUAAGCACGAUAAUGCAGCAGCAAGAAGAAGAGAUUAAACUCAGAGACAGAUGUGAAGAGACAAGAAAAGAAUUGGGAAGAAAAAUCAGACAGUUUGAGGAUUGGUACUACAAAUACAUGCAGAAGAGAGGACCGGAGGAUAUGAAUCCGGAUGGGUCAGAAGCAGAUAACGAUCAUAAAGACGAGGUCGUUGUGAGGCAAUUCAAUGUAGAACAAAUUAAAAAGAGGUUGGAAGAAGAAGAAGAAGCUUACCAAAGACAAAGCCAACAAGUUAGAGAGAAGUCUCUGGCUAGUCUGCGAACUCGCCUUCCCGAGCUUUUUCAGGCAAUGUCUGAGGUUGCGUAUUCAUGUUCGGAUAUGUAUAGAGCGGUUGUGUAUGUGACUCAGCGGCAAAGCCAAAGCGAACGGCAUCAGAAACCUAGCCAGGGACAAAGUUCGUAAGAACUCAUGUAAGAACAGAGUAAUGUUUUCUUUUUCUUUGGUCUUAAUUUUUAAGCACACACAAAUACAACGUAUAGCUAAAUCUUUAUCAUUGCUUUCUUAUAUUAAGUUUUGGGUUACAUAAGGUUUGUUACAUUUGAGUUAUAUAGUGUUGAUUUUUAAGGAAUUGUUCUUAGUAAUAAAAUAGUUUUGUUAUGAGAUACUGUUGUAAUUGAUCAUUUGUAUAGUGAUUUGUAAAUGACUUGUAAUUUGUC
Eutrema salsugineum is the source of this 2761-nucleotide messenger RNA. RefSeq names its product nitrate regulatory gene2 protein. Bases 135 to 2507 code for a protein of 790 amino acids. NCBI's taxonomy places the organism in Eukaryota, Viridiplantae, Streptophyta, Magnoliopsida, Brassicales, Brassicaceae. The record is from RefSeq and is a predicted model, not a curated record. The transcript has 4 exons.